Protopolystoma xenopodis is the source of this 243-nucleotide messenger RNA. The record is from the annotation of a GenBank genome assembly. Lineage: Eukaryota; Metazoa; Platyhelminthes; Monogenea; Polystomatidea; Polystomatidae.
AUGGAAGCUUGCUCUGAUGAUGUCUGUCACGGUGGUACAGACGAAGACUUAGCAGGACGGUGCGCCGAUGACUUCUUCGCGCAAUUCAACAGUCCUUCUUACGCGACAAUCCUCCUUCGGUUUCCGCCGGUAGAACCGCGGUCGCCCAACAUGCGGGCCAGAGUUGAAGGUACAAGUCAUUGUUCCAAUUGCCAUAGCUUAAAUCGGCUGAUGGGAAAAGCCUGGGAUGCAACCUAUCUGUAG